UUCUGCUUUUAAUAUUUAGCAAAUCUGUGCCUUAUCAUGGCGUCCAUCCUGGUCAAAAUGUCCAUUUGUGUAACUUUUACUAUAUUAUCCAUAUAGACGAUCAUAGUAGGAAUAUUGACCCAAUUCGGAGGUGGUAAUUGCCGUAUUCGGAUCACUAUGGUGAUGCGUUUUGGGGCGUUCCAUUUGAUCGUUUUUAAAGAAUGUGUUUACUAAUUCAUUAGAUACAUUUAUGUAAAAUAAUAUCGAAAUAUAAAAGAGGGGAAAACAUGGUGUGGUUUACAUUCAACCGUUACAUCUAUAUUAUACAUACAAUUGUGAAACAGAAUUACAAAUUUUUUAAUGGAACAUUCGCACUUGCGCAGUAGCACGCUAGCAUUGUUUACAAAGAGGUCGACCACAGCAUUAGGGAUAUAACUAAAUAGUCUUUAUGGGGUUAAAUAGUAUACAUACAUAAACACAGUGUCACAGCAAGAGCUAAUAAUGCACCCGUAGGGCUAUUAACAGUAUCAAAAUAAAAGUCAGGUAUGAUACAUAUUCGUAGCUACUAGUUGUCAGAUAAGUAGCUGUUAGCUAGCGUUGGCCCGUCGCAUUGAGUCCUGCUGGACCUAGAAAUGGCACUGCAGGGCUUCCGGUAUUUUGGGAACGUAUUCAGUCCGAAGAAGAUCCCUCCAAGGAAAUCAGCAUCGUUAUCAAGCCUUCAUACAUUGGAUCGUUCCACACGGGAAUUGGAGCUUGGCCUUGAAUAUGGACCGCCUGUGAUGAACAUUGGAGGACAGACUUUAAAAUUUGAAGAUGGCCAGUGGAUAACAGACUCCGGUGGAAAUGUAUCCGUAAAGGAAGUUGAGCGACUCAAGAAAAAAAACAUACAGCUGGAGGAAGAAAACAAUAUUCUGAAAUUAAAGAUUGAAAUUCUUCUUGACAUGGACACCGGAAGUCGGCAGACCCGUCAGCGAUCCUGUUCUGUCUCCCCGUAAUGUUUGUCGGAUCUUGAAUAGGAUGGUGCUGAAAAUGUAAAUUUUCCUGAAGGAACUCUCCUGAAGGAAUAAAUAAAGUACUAUCCAUCUAUCUA
This is a messenger RNA of Nerophis ophidion (straightnose pipefish), 1069 nucleotides long. RefSeq names its product protein chibby homolog 1-like. The record is from RefSeq and is a predicted model, not a curated record. Lineage: Eukaryota; Metazoa; Chordata; Actinopteri; Syngnathiformes; Syngnathidae. The coding region runs from base 612 to 974 and encodes 120 amino acids. The transcript is spliced from 5 exons.